Poecile atricapillus (Black-capped chickadee) is the source of this 4849-nucleotide messenger RNA. It is a transcript of the gene ADGRB2, whose product is annotated as adhesion G protein-coupled receptor B2. The transcript has 31 exons. Lineage: Eukaryota; Metazoa; Chordata; Aves; Passeriformes; Paridae. The coding region runs from base 108 to 4586 and encodes 1492 amino acids. The record is from RefSeq and is a predicted model, not a curated record. Gene Ontology annotation, biological process: G protein-coupled receptor signaling pathway; cell surface receptor signaling pathway; negative regulation of angiogenesis. Gene Ontology annotation, cellular component: plasma membrane. Gene Ontology annotation, molecular function: G protein-coupled receptor activity.
CACCGGCUGCCGCCGCCGCCGCCGCUCGGGGAUGGCCAGCCCGCUGCUCGCCGCGCCGCGCCGGGGCUACACGCGCUGCUAACGGAGCGCAGGGCAAAUGCCAUAGGAUGACCGCUGCUGGUCCCCUCUUACUGGCUGUGAUAUCGUCUGUCCUGUGGCUCACGCGGGGCUUCGACCCGGCUCCCAGUGCCUGCUCCGCCCUGGCCUCCGGCGUCCUCUACGGCUCCUUCUCCCUCAAGGACCUGUUCCCCACCAUCUCCUCCGGCUGCUCCUGGACCCUGGAGAACCCCGACCCCACCAAGUACUCGCUCUACCUCCGCUUCAACCGGGAGGAGCAGGUCUGCACCCACUUCUCGCCCAUGGUGCUGCCCCUCGACCACUACCUGGCCAACUACACCUGCGACCCCCGGGGCGAGGCCAGCCCCGUGCCCGUGCAGCCCCCGGAGCAGCAACAGGAGGAGGAGGAGGAUGAGGAAGCCGAGCUGGAGCUGUGUGAGGGCGCGGGGCCCUUCACCUUCCUGCACUUCGACAAGAACUUCGUCCAGCUGUGCCUGGCAGCCGAGCCCGAGGCGGCCCCGCGGCUGCUGGAGCCACAAGCGCUGGAAUUCCGCUUCGUGGAGGUGCUGCUCAUCAACAACAACAACUCCAGCCAGUUCACCUGCAGCGUGCUGUGCCGCUGGCUCGAGGAGUGCCUGCAGGCUCCCGGUGCUCGCCGCUGUGGCUUCACCCACGCCGGCUGCAGCUGCCAGGCCGAGAGCCCUCCAGCUCCCCGGCGCAAUGGCACCCGGCCCCCGGCCCCCGUGCCCACCCCGGUGCCCGCCGCCCCCGACUGCUGCCCCACCGAGCUGCAUUCUGCGAAUGCCGACGAGCUCGAGCUGCCCGAGGUGCCACACGGCAAUGCAGUUGAGGAGAACCAGAAGGUGAAGACCCAGUGGCCACGGUCAGCAGAUGAACCCGGGGUCUACAUGGCCCAGACAGGGGACCCUGCUGCGGAGGAGUGGUCGCAGUGGAGCGUGUGCUCCCUGACGUGCGGCCAGGGCUCCCAGGUGCGGACGCGCUCCUGUGUCUCCUCUCCCUACGGGACGCUGUGCAGCGGGCUGCUCCGGGAGACCCGCACCUGCAACAACACGGCCACCUGCCCAGUUCCCGGUGCGUGGGAGGAGUGGUCCCCAUGGAGCCUGUGCUCGGUGACCUGCGGGCGAGGGGCCAGGACCAGGACACGGCACUGCGUGGCCGCGCGGCACCGAGGGAAGGCCUGCGAGGGCCCCGAGCUGCAGGCCAAGCCCUGCAAUAUCGCGAUCUGCCCGGACAGCAAAUGGGGUCCCUGGAACCACUGGAGCCUCUGCUCCAAGACCUGCGACACCGGCUGGCAGCGGCGCUUCCGCAUGUGCGAGGGCACGGGCAUGCAGGGCUACCCCUGCGAGGGCACCGGCGAGGAGGUGAAGACCUGCAACGAGAAGAAGUGCCCAGCCUACCACGAGAUGUGCAAGGAUGAGUACGUGAUGCUGAUGACCUGGAAGAAAACGGCUGCCGGGGAGAUCAUCUACAACAAAUGUCCCCCCAAUGCCACAGGGACUGCCAGCCGCCGGUGCCUGCUGAGCCCCCAUGGGGUCGCCUAUUGGGGUGUGCCCAGCUUUGCCCGCUGCGUCUCCCACGAGUACAGAUACUUGCAUCUCUCACUGCGGGAGCACCUGGCGAAGGGCCAGCGGGUGCUGGCAGGGGAGGGAAUGUCGCAGGUGGUGCGGAGCCUGCUGGAGCUCAUGGCCCGCAAGACCUACUACAGCGGCGACCUGCUCUUCUCCGUGGACAUCCUGCGCAACGUCACCGACACCUUCAAGAGGGCCACCUACAUCCCGUCCUCCGAGGACGUGCAGCGCUUCUUCCAGGUGGUGAGCUACAUGGUGGAUGUGGAGAACCGAGAUAAGUGGGAGGAUGCCCAGCAGGUCUCUCCCGGCUCCGUGCACCUGAUGAAAGUGGUGGAGGACUUCAUCCACCUGGUCGGGAACGCGCUGAAGGCUUUCCAGAGCUCCCUCAUCGUCACUGACAACCUGGUGACCAGCAUCCAGCGGGAGCCCGUGUCCGCCGUGUCCAGCGACAUCAACUUCCCCAUGAAGGGGCGGCGGGGGAUGAAGGACUGGGCCCGCAGCUCUGAGGACAAGCUCUUCAUCCCCAGGGAGGUGCUGAGCCUCACCUCAGCCGAAGCCGAGGAGUCGUCGCACUUUGUCAUCGGGGCAGUGCUGUACCGCACGCUGGGGCUCAUCCUGCCCCCGCCCAGGAGCCCCCUGGCCGUCACCUCCAAGGUGCUGACGGUGACGGUGCGCCCGCCGACCCGGCCCGCGGAGCCACUCGUGCUGGUGGAGCUCUCCCACAUCAUCAACGGCACGUCCCACCCGCAGUGUGUCACCUGGGACUACUCGAGGACGGAUGCUGGCUUGGGAAACUGGGACACGGAGAGCUGCCAAACCCUGGAGACCCUCCCGGCACACACCAAAUGCCAGUGCCGCCAGCUCGCCACCUUCGCCGUGCUCGCCCAGCUGCCCAGAGACCUGGCCAUGGACCCCUCGGGGACACCAUCGGUGCCACUGAUGAUCGGCUGUGCCGUGUCCUGCAUGGCCCUGCUCACCCUGCUGGUGAUCUACGCGGCCUUCUGGAGGUUCAUCAAGUCGGAGCGCUCCAUCAUCCUGCUCAAUUUCUGCGUCUCCAUCCUGGCUUCCAACAUCCUCAUCCUCGUGGGCCAGUCCCAGAUGCUCAGCAAGGGUGUGUGCACCAUGACUGCCGCCUUCCUCCACUUCUUCUUCCUCUCGUCCUUCUGCUGGGUGCUGACCGAGGCCUGGCAAUCCUACCUGGCGGUGAUCGGCCGGAUCCGGACACGCCUGGUCAGGAAGCGCUUCCUGUGCUUGGGAUGGGGCUUGCCAGCCCUCGUGGUCGCCGUCUCCGUCGGCUUCACGCGGACCAAAGGCUACGGGACAGCGAGCUACUGCUGGCUCUCGCUGGAGGGCGGUUUGCUCUACGCCUUCGUGGGACCCGCUGCUGUCAUCGUGCUGGUGAACAUGCUGGUGGGCAUCAUCGUCUUCAACAAGCUCAUGUCCCGCGACGGCAUUUCAGAUAAGUCCAAAAAGCAGCGAGCUGGCUCCAAGCCCCCCCCGUGCGGCAGCCUGCUGCUGAAAUGCACCAAGUGCGGCGUGGUGUCCAGCGCGGCCAUGACCUCCGCCACCGCCAGCAGUGCCAUGGCAUCGCUGUGGAGCUCCUGCGUGGUCCUGCCUCUGCUGGCGCUGACCUGGAUGUCGGCCGUGCUCGCCAUGACCGACCGGCGCUCCAUCCUCUUCCAGGUCCUCUUCGCCGUCUUCAACUCCGUCCAGGGCUUCGUCAUCAUCACCGUGCACGGCUUCCUGCGCCGAGAGGUCCAGGACGUGGUGAAGUGUCAGAUGGGGGGGUGCAGGAGCGAGGAGAAUGAAAACUCGCCCGACUCCUGCAAGAACGGGCAGGUGCAGAUCCUGACAGAUUUUGAAAAGGACGUUGACCUGGCAUGUCAGACAGUGCUGUUCAAAGAGGUGAACACCUGCAACCCCGCCACCAUCACGGGCACCUUGUCCCGCAUCUCCCUGGAUGGGGACGAAGACCCCAAGCUCAACACUACCUCGGAAGGUGGCCUGGGCUUCUCCAGCCUGCCGGGGAACAUCCCCCCCGCCAGCAUCCUGGUGCAGGUGCCCAAGAUGACGCCCAACGUGGUGGCUGGUCUGACGGAGCUGGGCGAGCCGCCGGCGCAGCAGCUCAGCCUGGAGACGCCGGGUCCCGUUUAUCUGUGCACGGAGAGCAGCCUGCGGCCCCUGGAAUACGGCUGGAUCCGGGCCCCCGAGCCCCCCCGCGAGAGCGAUUACAUGAUGCUGCCCCGCCGCACCGGCAGCCUCAAGCCCUUCCCCCGGGACGAGGGGACGCUCGGUGCCGGCGCAGAGGAGACGGUGCCCGGUGGGACGGGGCGCCCGGCAGCCGAAGGGGACGCUUACCCCGGUUUUGUGGCCGUGGAUCACGUCAACGUGAACCUGAACCAGCCCUACGCGACGGUGAAGGCUCCCUACGGCCUCCAGUUCAAGCAGCACCCCACGGUGAGGCAGAUCCUGGCCUCGGAGCUGUCGGAGCGCAGCCGCACCAUGCCCCGAACCGUGCCCGGCUCUGCCAUGAAAGUGGGGUCCCUGGAGAGGAAGAGGUUGCGGUACUCUGACCUGGACUUCGAGAAGGUGAUGCACACACGGAAACGCCACUCUGAGCUCUACCACGAGCUCAACCAGAAAUUCCACACGCUGGACCGGUACCGGGCUUCAUCCACCGGCUCCUCCAAGCGAGAAAAGCGGUGGAGCGUCUCGUCGGGCGGCGGGGACAAGAGCACAGGCAAUGAUGUGACCAGCCCCGAGGAGCAGCGGCCGAAGGCUCCGGCCGCGCCGCCCAAGCCGUGGAGCACAUUCAAGGCGAUGACGCUGGGCUCGCUGCCCAGUGCCCAGCGGGACCGGCUGGAGCUGUGCCGGGCAGACUGGGACAGCCCCUGCGCCGGCCUGGACGCGGCUGACGGCGACUUCCAGACAGAGGUGUGAGCCCUGCGCCCAUCGCCGCCGCCUCCGCCCCGUGCGCGGCCCCGCGAGCCGAUGCGCUGGGUUUGCUCCGCGCUCUGGGGCAGCCGGGGGGUCCCUGCCUGGCCGGAGCCGUUUCCCCCCCCCCGGGAGAACCGCCUCCCACUCGUCCUCACGCGGUUCCUCCUCCUGCCACCCCCCGGACGCGGGUGUGGAGGGGACCCGUGCCCUCUUCCCCCAAAAUGCUCCCCCACGCUCACGCCUGCACCCCCACCCUGGGGCAGGAC